Messenger RNA from Racocetra fulgida, 163 nucleotides. The record is from the annotation of a GenBank genome assembly. NCBI's taxonomy places the organism in Eukaryota, Fungi, Glomeromycota, Glomeromycetes, Diversisporales, Gigasporaceae.
ACAUCACGAUGGUGAUUGUGAUCCUGAAACUGAUCCAAAUUGUGACCUAGUGAAAAGACAUCACGAUGGUGAUUGUGAUCCUGAAACUGAUCCAAAUUGUGACCUGGUGAAAAGACAUCACGACGGUCCUUGCGAUCCUGAAACUGAUCCACUUUGCGUGUGA